CAGUGCAGCGAUCGGCGGCGAUCGGACACAGCGGAUCACUGAUCCACGGAAAGAGCCGAAGAUGUCGGCUCAGUCAUCAGUGCCAACCGUCAGUGUCCAUCAGUGCCUUGUGUCAGUGAUCAUCAGUGCCACGUGCCAGUGCCCAUCAGUGCCACAUCAAUGCCACAUAGUGCCUACCAGUGCACAUCAAUGCCACAUAUCAGUGCCCAUCUAAGCUGCCUUUCAGUGUCACCCAUCAGUGCCAGUCAGUGCCACCUAUCAAUGCCAAUCAGUGCUGCCAGUCAGUGCCACCUAUCAGUGCCAGUCAGUGCCGCCUAUCAGUGCCAGUCAGUGCCGCCUAUAAAUGCCAGUCAGUGCCGCCUAUCAGUGCCAUAUAUCAGUGCUGCUUUUCAG
Staurois parvus is the source of this 393-nucleotide messenger RNA. NCBI's taxonomy places the organism in Eukaryota, Metazoa, Chordata, Amphibia, Anura, Ranidae. The record is from the annotation of a GenBank genome assembly.